GAACUGAACUUAAUAAAAUCCCAUACAGAAAAUUUAUUUGUGUUUAUAUCAUUUUACAGCUUACUAAGGAUUGCUAUCAAGCCGCUCCUCAGCACCUUAAAAAGCACAUCACCCGUUUGACAUUGUCACCGGGGCGAUACAGUAGCGCUGGGUAGAGUUGUCUUUUGCAAACAUUUUCAUGUUGAGGAAAAAAACAUACUUUACAGCAAUCCUGCCUGCCUAAAAACGCCCCAAUAGCUCCGGUUCGACACUUUUAAGUACCGUGCAAAACAGAAAUAAUAGGUUGUUUUAAUGGUGCAUCUUACUGGAAGAGAAUGGGUGCAAACAUUUCCCAGCUUGAGCGCGACAUCGGCUCCGAUCAAUUUCCACCGAACGAACACUACUUCGGACUGGUCAAUUUCGGUAACACCUGCUACAGCAACUCGGUGCUGCAGGCGCUCUACUUCUGCCGCCCGUUCCGGGAAAAGGUACUAGAGUAUAAGGCGAAAAACCGCCGCACCAAGGAAACGCUACUGUCCUGCCUGGCCGACCUGUUCUACAGUAUUGCGACGCAAAAGAAGAAGGUCGGUUCGAUAGCGCCGAAAAAGUUUAUCGCCCGCUUGCGGAAGGAGAAGGAAGAGUUCGACAACUACAUGCAGCAGGAUGCGCACGAGUUCCUAAACUUUCUCAUCAACCACAUCAACGAAAUUAUACUGGCCGAGCGCAACCAGGCAAAGACAGCCGGCGGCACCGGUGGUGGUGGCACUGCGGGUGGUAAGGGUGGUGGUGCCGCCGCCGCGAACGGUAUAUCGGCGAACGGGAACGGGACGGUGAAUGGGUUGGACGGAGGUUACGGUACCGGUAACGGGGGCAGUAGCGGCAGCACCAACGGCAGCGGCAACACCGAACCGACGUGGGUGCACGAAAUCUUUCAGGGAAUACUGACGAGUGAGACGCGCUGCCUCAACUGCGAGACGGUCAGCAGCAAGGACGAGAACUUUUUCGACCUGCAGGUGGACGUGGACCAGAACACCAGCAUAACGCACUGCUUGCGUUGCUUCAGCAACACCGAAACGCUCUGUAGUGAUAACAAAUUCAAAUGUGAUAACUGCUGCAGCUACCAGGAGGCGCAGAAACGGAUGCGCGUCAAGAAGCUGCCCAUGAUACUGGCCCUCCAUCUGAAGCGGUUCAAGUACAUGGAGCAGUACAACCGGCACAUCAAGGUGUCCCACCGUGUCGUGUUUCCGCUCGAGCUACGGCUGUUCAAUACGUCCGACGAUGCAGUCAACCCGGACCGGUUGUACGAUCUCAUGGCGGUAGUCAUACACUGCGGGUCCGGUCCGAACCGUGGCCAUUACAUUAGCAUUGUAAAGAGCCACGGUUUCUGGCUCCUGUUUGACGACGAUAUGGUUGAUAAAAUUGAAGCUUCCACCAUUGAAGAUUUUUACGGGUUAACGUCGGACAUACAAAAGUCUUCGGAAACCGGCUACAUUCUGUUCUACCAAUCGCGUGAUUGUGCGUAGGACGCAGGGACGCGGGACGCACAGCAACAGCACGACGGAGAGGAAGAAGCAGUAAUGUUACUUUUUGUGUUAUAGUGGAUUUGAUUUUAUUUAUUUAUUUUCUAGCGGAAGAUGUUGUAAUAUAUCAUUACAUAUAAUGAUGCGUUAGUGACUGCUACUACUACUGCUGCUGGGCACCGGGGGGGAGGGGUAGUUGGUAGUGAAACAACCGAACGCAAAAUGCUGCUGUUGUUGCUGCUGCUAUAGCAACGGUAUUUGCAGUGCACUUGGAUAGUUUGGUUCGCUGUUUUUCGAUUGUUGAGAGUUACAAACAAGCGUGCGUAGUGUAAUCGAAGUAACCGUGUGGAAUUACCGUGCCCCAGAACGUGAAGAGAUCGGGGAUGUUGGAUGAUUUUUUUCUUAAAUAUGUUUUAAACUUUCAGACUGAAUCUGAUUGAAGAAGAUCUUCGAAGGUUCUUCCUCCUUGUCUUGGACCAAAAGCCUCCCAGUAAGCUGGUAAGAUUGGCUGUUUAUAUGCGUCCAGGCUUCUAAUCUAGCCAUCUUCUCAGUGGCAAGGAACUCCUCUGAUCUAGCCUGGAGGAGGCCUUUCGCGAGAAUGAUUCUGAGCGUGGCUCUUGAAUCCUUUUGGACCUCGAACCCCCAACAGACCCUUCGACAUCAAAAUUCUCUCGGUGGGCGAUCCCUCUCCCUCUCGGUGGGCGAUGAGAUCUUCUGGUAGAUAGGCUUAGAGAGGGAUUUUUUGGUAGAUGAGGGCUUCUGUUGGACCAGGUCCUUUGGUAGAAAUGCUCUGGGUGACAAAGCUUCUGUGACUUCAACGAGGAAGGCUUGGGCGAUGCUGUCUUAUCCGCCGAUAAGGAGAUUUUCGAAAUUUCAAAUUCAACUGCCUGGGUUGUAGAGAUGAAGACGCGAAAUUGUCCCCAUGUCGUCGAGAAUGUUAUCCACCGGAAAAUGGGUUUGGGGUGUCCCUUAAGACAAGCUUAAUUCCUUCCACACGCUUCACCAUGGUAACAACCAACUCGAGGCACACGGUUACUACGCGCGAUGCAGUAUUGUUUCAGCAUGCAAAGUAACGAAGAGUGGAAGAGGAUCGAUUGGAAAUCGAACAUCAUCAGGCAACAACGGUCGUUGUGCAAAGAGUGAAGAAAAUUUGCCAAUAGUGAUAGUGAACACAAGAAACUUCUAAUAAAAACAAAACAA
Anopheles stephensi (Asian malaria mosquito) is the source of this 2699-nucleotide messenger RNA. RefSeq names its product ubiquitin carboxyl-terminal hydrolase 46 (gene Usp12-46). Gene Ontology annotation, biological process: protein deubiquitination. Gene Ontology annotation, cellular component: cytosol; nucleus. Gene Ontology annotation, molecular function: cysteine-type endopeptidase activity; cysteine-type deubiquitinase activity. The transcript is spliced from 5 exons. NCBI's taxonomy places the organism in Eukaryota, Metazoa, Arthropoda, Insecta, Diptera, Culicidae. The record is from RefSeq and is a predicted model, not a curated record. The coding region runs from base 315 to 1502 and encodes 395 amino acids.